Messenger RNA from Schistosoma turkestanicum, 5894 nucleotides. The record is from the annotation of a GenBank genome assembly. Lineage: Eukaryota; Metazoa; Platyhelminthes; Trematoda; Strigeidida; Schistosomatidae.
UUAAAGAAGAGUUGUACAACAAGGAUGUUUUGUAUAGAGAACAUAAACUCAGGAUCUAUUAAGUGUACCUUCGUUAUAUUUAGUCAUGAAAGCAUAAUUCGAUAAUGAGUAUGGAAACAGAAUCAAAUUGUUCUAAUAAUAAUAAUAAUAAUACUCAUGAUCAUCAUCGUCAAUUAGUGAAAAGAAACGAUUCAUUAAAAUGUUUCUAUUCACAUUCAAUAACUAGUAAAACUAAUUUACCAACAACUACAACAGCAACACCAAUUUCAACUACCGGUCAUGAAUAUUCUAAAUUCACAAUAUCCACUGAACCUUUAUCAUCAUCUUCAUCAUCAUCAAUAAUUCAUAAUCAGAAUAAUUGUUCAAAUGAUUUAAAAUUUAUGGAUGAUAGUACUUCAUCGUCAUCAUCAUCAUCAAUAUGCGGUUUGGAUAGUUUAUCUUGUGGUACAACUAUCGGUGCUGGGUCAGUAUUCUUAUCAUCAUCAUUAUCAUCCUCAUCACCAUCAUGUUCAGAAACACCAAGUGAUGUAACUGUAGUUACAUUAGGAUUAAAUCAUUCUAGUAAAUCAUUAUCAUUGUCACCAUCUUCAUCAUCACAUACUACUUGUACUACAUUGAAUGGUGGUUGUUCACACAAUGGAGUAUUAUCCACUUCUGGUGGCGGUAGAGGUGAAUCGUCGUUACAAUCUACUCAUCAUAUACCACGUCCUUGUAUAUUGUCCAAUAAAACAACUUCAUUUUUUAUCCCGCCUAAAUCGAAUAAACCUGUUAGUGGUAGUGAACAAUUGAAAGUAACCGGAGCACUAACUACAUCAUCAACAUCUGAUGUUGCGUUGAAUGUUAAUAAAACUUCAUUGAAUUUGUCAAAUCUGAAAUCACGUAUUCCAAUACCAAUAUCAUAUAAUAGUAAUAAUGAUUGUUCUGAGAGUAAUUAUCAUCCAACAAUGAAGUCGACGUUGAAAGGAUCUCAGGUUAAUGAAGAUUUAAAAACUAACUCAUUGAUAUCCAAUUCACUGUCAACUAGAAAUUCUACAAAUGAACUGCAUAAUUCAUUAUCUUCACCUGUCAAAUCAACUGACAUUAAUCAUAUUAAUAACAAUAAUAAUAAUAAUGAUGAUUAUAAUUCAAAUCAUUCAAACUAUUCAUUGAAUAAUAAUUUAUCUAUUAAAACAAAAUGUAAAACUACGUCAACAUAUCUUCCUCUACCUCCUCUUUCAUCAAAUCGUAUUGAUUCACAUAAACACACAACCGUCGUGCCGAAAUCAACUAAUCUUGUUAUGUCUGCAACACCAUCACAGAUCCCUUCAUCAUCGUCAUCGUUAACAUCCGUGACGACAACAACGGUGACAAUGACGACGACCGUACCACCACCACCUACAACAACAACAACACAUUUCAUGAAUGGUGUCAACGAUACUAUCUCAUCUCGUCCAAUACAUUCACAUUUAAAUGAAAUCACACAAGAUGUCAAUGGUAGUUGUGGUGGUAGUAGUGGUAAUAAUACAGAGAAUAAUUUAAAAGAUCUCUUACUGCCUGUUUCUUCAGACUCAUCAGAAUCGGAUAGUGAAUCAACCACAGAGUCAAUUUAUCAUCAACCACCAAAAGCAGCAGAUCGUAGUGCAGCUUUUCGACUAGCAAAAAGACUUUUUCAUUUAGAUGGUUUUCGUAUAACUGAUGUUGCUAAACACUUGAGUAAACGAAAUGAUUUUAGUCAACUUGUUGGUGAAGAAUUUGCUAGUUUCUUUAAUUUCACCAAUCAACGUUUAGAUGUUGCGUUAAGAUCAUUUUUAAAUAGUUUUUCAUUAACUGGUGAAUCACAAGAACGUGAACGUAUAUUAUUACAUUUUUCACGACGUUUUCAUGCAUGUAAUCCAACUGUUUAUUCAUCUGAAGAUACUUGUCAUACUUUAGUCUGUGCACUAAUGUUACUCAAUACAGAUCUGCAUAGUCAAGGUAUUACAAAGAAAAUGUCUUGUCAAGAUUUUAUCAAUAAUUUAACACAAAUGAUGAAUUGUGGUGAGAAUUUUUGUAAAGAAGAUUUAAAAGUAUUAUAUAAUGCUAUUAAACAAGAACCAAUACGUUGGCCACACUCUGAUACAAAUAUGAUGGGUUUUGUAAAUUUCUAUUAUCCUACUGCUCCAAAUGUACUUGGUCCACCAAUGGUCGGUGCUCCAUUAGGUGGAUAUCUUACUGCGGCUAAUUUCUAUGCACCAAAUCUUCCUCAAACACAUUUUAUGUUUAGUCCAUUACAGAAUACCGCUUAUCCUCCAAUGAUUUUUCCAAAUGUAACUGUAUCACAACUAAAUGAUAAUAGUAGCACCAAUACAGCUACAUUCAAUCCCUUAACAUCAUCAUCAUCAUCUAUUGCACCAGUGAACAACACAUCUCAGCUACCUUCACCACAAACUGGAAUAACACCGCCAUUCUAUUGGAAUUUGAAUAGUUUCAAUGCAUCAUUGUAUGAUGAUUCAUUUAUGAAUUCGAAUCAAUUGAAUGCUGGAUCUGUAUUGUCGAAUUUCUAUACACAGUCACCGCCUGAACAAUCUCAACAACAACAACAACAACAACAACAGCAAUCAUUACAAUUAACUCAAGCAAAUCGUAAAUUAAACGAAUCUUCUGGUCUUAGUCCUUAUUUAGAUUUAACAGCAGAAAUCAAUGCCAAAGAAUAUAUGCGUGGUUUAUUGGCUCGUAAAUGGGUUAUGGAAUCGUAUAAAAAGAAAACUCCUGUUGGACGUCGUAGUUGGAAAUUGUAUUAUGCAAGAUUACGUGAUCUUGUGUUAUAUUUAUAUAAAAAUGUUAAUAUUGCAAAUGCUGCAACACGUGCUGAAGAAUUACACAAUCUUUAUUAUUAUCAACAACAACAACAACAACAACAGCAACAGCUACAGCAGUUGCAACAACAACAACUUUUUAUUCAACAACAACAACAAAGACAACAGCAACACCAACAACAACAACAACACCAUUUUCUGUUGCUACAGCAACAACAACAACACCAACAACAGCAGCAACAGCAACAAUUACAACAACAUCAACAGUAUGUUCUACGAAAACAUGAGUCUACUAAUGAAGAAGAAGAAGAAGACGAAGAUGAUGAUGAAGACGAGGAACGGAAUGACAGUAAUGACGAGGAUGGCUAUGGCGAUCAUGACGGUGAGGAUCAGGUCGGCGUCGGCGGUGAUCAUGUUGAUGCAGUGGGCGUCAAUGUUAAUCAUCGCGGUAAUCAUGAUAAUCCUACUGUUGAAUUAUCCUCAUCAUCAUCAUCAUUGUGUAAAAAAGAUUAUGCUGCAACAGUAGCAGUAGCUGGCAGUAAUGAAAAUCACUCAGAAAUUGAGAAUAUUGCCGACAAUGGCAUUACUGGUCUAUCUGCAGCUGAUGAUCCUGAUCGUGAUCGUGAUCAUGAUGUGGACGUUGAUGAUCAUGCCUUAUCAACAACAUCAAAACAACUGACUACCUCAAUAGAAAGUCAACAAUCAUUGAACACUUCUAUGCUACUAGAUACCAAUGAGAAUGUCUCAAAAGAAAUGGAUGAUUUCACUGUGACCAAUUCAUCAAUACAAGUUGAAGUUGAAAAAACUGCCACUAUAAUACCAUCAUCUGUUUCACUAUUGUCUAAUACUACUCCUCCGCCUCCUUAUAUUACAACACAACUGCAACAACAACAACAGUCGUUGCCAAUGACCACACAACCAUCAUCAUCAUCAUCAUCGUCAUUUGUUCCGCCGGCAAUUCCAUCACCUGAAACAAUUAUUCGUCUAGCACAUGCUUAUGCAUGUAGAGCUACAGAUUAUGUGAAAAAGCCGAAUGUAUUCCGUUUACGCACGAAAGAAGGCGGUGAAUUUCUAUUCGAAGUCAAUGAUGCCAAAGAAGUGGAUAUUUGGAUUGAUCGAAUUAAUUUUGUUGCAGCUCUUCUCUCUGCACCACCUUUAGCAUCAGCUGUUAGUUCAGAGCGGAAUUUUCACCGGCCACAUUUACCUGCAACAUGUACUAAAUUGAAUAUACGUGAACAACUUGAAGAACAUCAAAGACGUUUGUUAGAAUUAGAUCAAGAAUUAACAGAUCUACGUUCACGUCUACUUGCCACUUCGGUUAGUAGUAGUAGUAGUAGUGGUAGUAACAAUAGCAGUGGUGUUACUAGUAAACAUCGUAAAAUUUCAACAGCUCCACAAUCAUUGUCACUUGAUGAAACGACAAAAUCAUCAGCACCAGCAUCAUCAUCAUGUAACGAGAAUAAUACAUUGAAUUUGGAUAGUUUUACUCCUACCACUUCUACCAUUGACUCUACUACUACUAAUACUAAUGUUAACAAUCUAAACACUGAUGUAUCAUGUACAGUGGCUGGCACUUCAACCACCACUACUACUACUACUACUACAACAGCAACAAUUACUUCUAAUUCUACUACAACUGCUGCGCCUGCUUCUGUUGUUACAUCCAGUGAAACAAUCAAUACUAGUACUUCAUCCACAUCAACUUCAUCUUUCUCAUCUAAUUCAUUCAUGUCUGUCUUUUCAACCGGUAGUCUAGGUCGACGUAGAAAAGGUAGUAGUGGUUCAUUGAAUUCCAACAGUGGUACAACACAUGGAUCAGAUGGUGGUGGUCUUAUAAUCAGUGCUAAACAACGUGCAGAAUAUGAAGAACGUAUACAAUUCAUGGAAUCGGAGGUUCAACGAUAUAAAACUUAUGCUCGUCUCUUAGAAACAGAACUAUUCCGCAUGCAACAAUCUUCAUCCCUAGUCACUGCGCAUACAGCGGCAGCAGCAGCUGCUGCUUUAGCUGCAACCAAUCCAUUUGUUCCUUAUCCCGGUGUUGGUUAUCCUAAUAAUAUUAAUAAUAAUAAUUUUAUGUAUACUAAUCCCAAUAUGGGUGGUGGACCAAUACAGUACAAUACUGCUAUUAAUAAUACAGUACGAACAAAUUUGAAUUUCCCGCCUUUCGGUGGUGGUGGUGGUACAUCUCCUACUCCACCGCCUCCACCGCCAGUGUAUUUUGUUCCUACUGGAUAUCGUGAUCGAGGCGCUGGUGUCUCCGCUUCAGCAACAGUAACAGCGGCUGCUGCUGUUGCUUCAACGACUACUAGUACUACCAAUCGAGGUGGAUCAGUUAUUAUGACACAUUUAGCUGUAUUAGGUCCUCAGAAUGCAUUGAAUGAAGAAGUUGCAGUACAAAUGACAACAGGUUCUGAUACAUCUCUCUCGACUACCACUACUACCACUACUAGUGCUUCUACUACUGCCAAUGAUAGUAGUUUAUCGAAUGAUUUGAAUUCUACCGAUAAUGAUUUAAUUAGUAGUCCCGGUGUUAUCAAUGUCCCUACUACAUUCACUUAUCCAGUAGUACAGCCUCAAUUAUAUCCAAUGAAUCAUGCGAGAUAUAGAACAUUUGUAUCACCGUAUUUCACACCACAACUUCCAUCGAUCAAUCCUUACUCACCAUCUGUCAAUGGACGAUUUUAUCCACAACACCACCAACAACACCAACACCAACAACAACAAAUGCAUCAGUCUAGACGAUUACGUUAUUCUUCACCGUCGACUAAUCUAUAUCAACAACAACAACAACAACAAAAUGGUCGUUUAAACGGUAGUCUAUUGGUUAAUGGGUAUCAGUUAAUGGAAGAAGAGUCAUUCAAUGAUAAACUACUUACUACUACUACUACUAAUAGUAGUAGUAGUAGUACUACUACGAAUACUACCAAUACUACUUGUAUUCCUACUUCAUCAAACUCCAUGAUUCAUACAAUCACAGAGAAUAUAUCAUCUAUGUGUAAAAGUAAAAAUGAUCCUGUUAACAAUAAGACUAACAGCAAUACUAAUGAUAAUCAUAAUAAAUUAAUGUCAACUACUCAAUCAAUUUGUUCAACUAAUGGUUUAUUUUAUGAGAUUGUAUAA